Exophiala aquamarina CBS 119918 is the source of this 2106-nucleotide messenger RNA. RefSeq lists its product as uncharacterized. The record is from RefSeq and is a predicted model, not a curated record. Bases 1 to 2106 code for a protein of 701 amino acids. The transcript has 3 exons. NCBI's taxonomy places the organism in Eukaryota, Fungi, Ascomycota, Eurotiomycetes, Chaetothyriales, Herpotrichiellaceae.
AUGGCGCGACGACCUCCUUCCACCAGCUCCCUUUCCGCUGAACCACGCCCUUCCUACCGAAGAACAUCAUCUAAUUCCUCCAACCCCAAUGUCUUCAGUGAUGAUUAUGCUGCCGACAACCCCAAUCCCUUUGCCAGUGCCACUUCCAGUCCAAUAGAUUCGAUAGACAGUCGUUCGGACCGAUUAUCACUCAACCAUCAUGUCGAUCCCGAAUCAGAUCCAAGAGAGUAUACUCCUGCUGGCCUUCCUGGAAAUUUAGUUGGCAUGGGCCAAAUAUCUGCCAUGUCCGGCACAUCUGGAACCAACUUUUCCACCACCCCCCAGAGAACCGUUUCUACCUCGUCUCAUUCGAUAGCUGAUACGCACAGAACACUCAGCACAUCCUCUCGUUUUUCUCUACCUCGAGCACCCAGUCCCUACAAUGGCCCGACUGCUCCUAGCCAACCCUAUGGUCUAUAUCCUCAGGCCACGCGUGCCUCGAGUAUUGCAAGCGAAGCAACCAUACGCCCCAUCGACCGACCUUUUGUUCCUCAGGGAGGGCCUGAACAUCCUUACGGAAUGUAUCAACAAAACACUGUUCCCGAGGAAGGGGAUGACUCGCAGCUACAUAUCCCCUUGGGGUUUCCUGGCCUAGGCCAAUCUUCACAAUCCAGCUCGCAUUCUUCUGGAGACGAGGUCGGUGAUAUUGUAGGAUCUGAUGGUCACGUGGAACAAUUACCUCCCUACAGUCGCUAUGCCGACAACGUGAUUGCUAAAGGCGACAUGGCUCGGAUAGAACCGCCUACUGUCGCUAUAGACGACCCCUCACCUUCUCCCACCACUCAACCGGUCCCUGCCUCGUCCUCGAACAUUGAGUUGACAAAUGUCGGUGACAGCUCUUCUUCAGACGAAGUAGCAAGGAAGGAAGGCUUGGCAGAACAAAAGAGGAACAAAAGAAUGUGCUUCGGGAUCCCAUUUUGGACAUUCGUCAUCAUUGUAGCCGUUGUGAUAAUUGCUGCCCUCCUAGGUGGAGUGAUUGGUGGAGUGGUGGGCACGAAGAAGGGCACAGACAGGGCAAACGGGAGCGCAACCACUACCAUAUGGCUUGAUGCAGAUCCUGCCCAAACAGAUGGGUCGACAGGGCCAUGCCCAACUGGCCACUAUACACUGGCACUCAACCAAACUGAAGAGGUUGACACCUGCGUCGUUGACCCUGCCCUCAAGAACGCCUGGGGCUGUAUGGAUUUUGCCAAACUCGGCAUUAACAUCUUUGAGAUCCCCAACGGCGGCUCAUUGCAGGUAGUCUUUGAUGACUAUUCUAUCCGACCCCAGCAAUUCAAAUAUGGUCCACAACCACCCGACUUCAACGGUACUGCAUUCACCAUGGAACCCUACAUGGACAGGGAGGACGAUGAUCUGGGUGUUGCGCUGUUCUUUAGUGUUCUCUUUGAUAAAUUAAGCAUUCUCCCGGCAGAGGCUCUUUCUCCCCCCAGUGAGAGGAAGCGAUCCAUCCCCGCCUCGCAUCUAACGCAACGAACGGACUGGGAAGAUCCCAACUGGUUGAGCAUUGGCGACCAGCCUUGGUACUGCUAUUGGAAUUCUACAGUUAGUGAAUUUUGGAUUUUCCUCGACCAAGAUAUGAACCUGUGGGAUUCAUGGGCCGCAACUUCCACCAUUACAUCAGGCUAUCCGACAUCCACAGGCCAAACGUCGUCUAUCUAUCCCACGAAUGCGCCAGGCGCGCCUACCACGAACAUUGAAUCUAAAGGCAGUCCACCUCAGAGUUCUCCCACACCCUACAACGACCCUUACUGGAAUGGUGCAAAAAACAAGCGUCAAACAACCCAAAUUGGCGCCCCUGGUAUAUUCCCCAAGCUGGUGAAGAUGGUGGAGAAGAGGAAACCACACAGCAACAUCCAGCCUUAUUGCCAACAAAUGCAAGUUCUCAACAACUGGCAAAUCAUGCCCAUCCCUACCGUCCCAACCAUCUGUGUCACCGAGGAUGAGUACAGCCCUCCAGCUGCGACUGACGCCGGCAACAAACAUAUGUCAAGGCGGAAGCGCUCGCCCGACACCGUCUCUCAGCUAGCAUCGAAUUGUAUUUGCGAAUGGUUCAGCGAUUACUAA